AAUGUAAAUUUAUCGAUACACGCGCUGAGUCAAAACAUUAACAAAAAACAUGGUUGAUAAAUGUUAAUUUAAGUACUUAAAUUGCCGAAUUCGAACGUUUAAACAACGUUAAGAGAAUAUCCCGCUUCAUAAGCUUCUAGCCGACGACAUCCCUCCCUCAGGAAGCAGCACCCAAUUCAAGACCAAUCUACAUCCAAAAUCACUCAGAGAGACCUCGAGAGAAAGCACACAAAAAAUGGAUCGUAAGGCUGAGCUGGAACGAAAAAAGGCCAAAUUGGCGGCCUUGCGCGAGGAGAAGGAUCGUCGGCGGAGGGAAAAGGAGAUUAAAGAUAUGGAAGAAGCGGCCGGACGCAUUGGCGGUGGCGCUGGCAUAGACAAAGAUCAGCGAAAAGAUCUGGAUGAAAUGCUUUCGUCCCUGGGCGUGGCACCUGUCUCCGAGGUUCUGUCGUCUUUGUCAUCGGUCAACUCAAUGACGUCGGAAAAUUCCAAUACACAGACCCCCGACGCCAGCCUCCAGGCCACUGUCAAUGGUCAAAAUGGCGGCAAGAAACAGCCCUUGAAUCUGAGCGUUUACAAUGUGCAAGCUACGAACAUUCCACCAAAGGAGACCCUGGUCUAUACGAAACAAACACAAACGACCAGCUCCGGGGGACAUGAGCGUGAUGUUCUUUCUUGCCACUCCUCGCCUCUGUCAGGAUAUAUGGAGGACUGGUGGCGUCCACGUAAAGCUCAUGCUACGGAUUAUUAUGAUGAAUACAAUCUUAAUCCGGGUUUAGAGUGGGAGGAUGAAUUCACAGUGCUUGCAUUUGAUGCCCAAGGAGAUGACGAAGAGAGCUCCCUACCCCAUUUGGAUAAUGGCUUCUCAUCGAAGCUGCCGCCCGGUUUCCUCACCCAUGGCCUGCCCACGGUGAAGGAUGUGGCACCGGCCAUAACACCGCUGGAGAUCAAAAAGGAGCACGAGAUCAAGAAGGAGGUCAACGAGCUGUCUGAGGAGCAGAAACAGAUGAUCAUUCUAUCGGAGGACUUUCAGAGAUUCGUGGUGCGAGCCGGACGUGUUAUUGAGCGGGCCCUGUCGGAGAACGUGGACAUCUACAUGGACUAUAUCGGCGGUGGAGACAGCGAGGAGAGCAACGAUGAGCGCUCACACGCCCGUCUCUCACUGAAUCGGGUAUUCUACGAUGAGCGCUGGUCGAAGAAUCGGUGCAUUACCAGCAUGGACUGGUCCACACACUUCCCAGAGCUGGUGGUGGCCUCGUAUCACAACAACGAGGAGAGCCCCAACGAGCCGGACGGCGUGGUGAUGGUGUGGAAUACCAAAUUCAAGAAGCGCACACCCGAGGAUGUCUUCCACUGCCAGAGCGCCGUGAUGUCUACCUGCUUUGCCAAGUUCAAUCCCAAUCUGAUACUCGGCGGCACCUACUCGGGCCAAAUUGUCCUCUGGGAUAAUCGUGUCCAGAAGCGCACCCCCAUACAGCGGACGCCGCUGAGCGCGGCAGCGCACACACAUCCCGUUUACUGUCUCCAGAUGGUUGGCACCCAGAAUGCGCACAACGUCAUCUCGAUAUCGUCGGACGGCAAGCUAUGCUCGUGGUCGCUGGACAUGCUGUCGCAGCCCCAAGAUACGCUAGAGCUGCAGCAGCGCCAGUCGAAGGCCAUUGCCAUCACAUCGAUGGCAUUCCCGGCCAAUGAGAUCAACAGUCUGGUGAUGGGCAGCGAGGAUGGCUAUGUCUAUUCGGCCUCGCGGCACGGCCUGCGUUCGGGGGUAAACGAGGUGUACGAACGGCAUUUGGGGCCCAUCACGGGCAUCUCGACGCACUACAACCAGUUGUCCCCGGACUUUGGCCACCUGUUUCUCACCUCGUCCAUUGACUGGACCAUCAAGCUCUGGUCCCUAAAGGACACAAAGCCGUUGUACUCGUUCGAGGACAACUCGGAUUAUGUGAUGGACGUCGCCUGGUCGCCCAUUCAUCCCGCACUUUUCGCUGCUGUCGAUGGUAGCGGUCGUCUUGAUUUGUGGAAUCUCAAUCAGGACACUGAAGUACCAACAGCAUCGAUUGUCGUUGGCGGUGCGCCGGCGCUCAAUCGUGUCUCCUGGACCCCGUCCGGACUGCAUGUCUGCAUUGGUGACGAGGCCGGCAAGUUGUAUGUCUACGACGUGGCUGAGCAUCUGGCGCAACCUUCGCGGGAUGAAUGGUCACGAUUCAAUGCCCAUCUCGGCGAGCUAACGAUGAACCAGGGCGACGAGGUCUAAGGCGUUGCCGUAGUCGAUGGUAGCCGAUUGGCGAUAGCUGAUAGUCGAUUGUUUAUACUGGUACGAUUUCUGCGAUUUCUGUAACCUCCUCCUUUCGUUGGGCCCUGCGACUCGACAAACGAAAGACCCCCAAGUCCCCCAAGCCCAUGCCCAAGUGGAUUGUAUUUUAUAUAUUGUGUGUUUUUAUCCAUUAUCUAUUAUGUGUGAUCCUGCUCCAUAGUUGUGUAUAGCCCAGAACCAAUCAUCAAAAACAUAUGCAUUAUCAAGCAACCAGCAAUAGAAAGGUCAUUGAAUGAAAUUCGAAAAAGAAAACAAAAAAAUUAUAUAUAUAUAAAAAGAUGAAUUAUGUAAAAGAAGAAAGAAUAGUGUAGUCGAAGGUAGUCUUCAGCCCCAUCCUUGAUUGAUAAUGUAAUUUAUUUUUUGUAUUAUUAGAUAUUGGUUUUAUUCUCCACAUUUGGAUUCAUAUACUCUUCACUUAUUAUUUUCGUGGAACUAAUGAGAAUCAAGAGUAAGCAGAUCGGAUCAGAUCAGAUCUAUAAUUCGAUAGGAUGCAUUAUCGGCAGCAGGCUGAGAAAAACAGCGAGAGAGAGAUAGAAAGCAACAUAUAAAUUAAAUACUAUUAUAUUAUAUAUUCGAUACAAAUAAUUAAGCUUAAAUCCGACGGUAGAGAAAUGGAGAACGAACAAGCACAGUAGCUCCUCCCAAUUGAAAGACAGAGAGCGAGCGCCACAGCAUGUAAAUGUAUUAGAGCGAAGCCUAUUUAACGAGAUUAAAUAAAGAUAAUAUCUAUAUACAACAGA
Messenger RNA from Drosophila miranda, 3051 nucleotides. RefSeq names its product cytoplasmic dynein 1 intermediate chain. The record is from RefSeq and is a predicted model, not a curated record. Gene Ontology annotation, molecular function: dynein heavy chain binding; dynein light chain binding. Gene Ontology annotation, cellular component: cytoplasmic dynein complex. Gene Ontology annotation, biological process: transport along microtubule. The transcript is spliced from 10 exons. The coding region runs from base 236 to 2251 and encodes 671 amino acids. NCBI's taxonomy places the organism in Eukaryota, Metazoa, Arthropoda, Insecta, Diptera, Drosophilidae.